AUGAAGGUCGCUGUGUUGGACCUGGGGUCUCUGUUCGCCAAGAUCUUCAAGAUCUCAACAGCAUCCCCGACAGUCUCCAGCCACCCUGGAGACGCAGCGGCCACAGGAUCAGGAGAGUCCGGCGCCAGCACGUCGCUUAGAGAGGCUGAGACCCUGACUUUGCUUCCAUCUCUGCCUCCAGACACUGCCGCCUCACGGGAGCCCUUCACCCCUGUGCACACUCCGCUGCUCUCUGCCUCGCACCCCAGGAGCUCUGCAGUCACCCAUAGGGUAGAAGCAGCAGGGUGUCCCGGAUCUCUGCCCAGCAGCUCAGGAGCAUUCAUAGCACCACCCUUAGCCCCCUACAGCAGCUCUGAGGCUUCAGUGGCUUUGCCCAGCCCAGGGGCUGUCUGGACGACCCUGCCUUCUGUCACCAUCCCAUUGGGCAGCACCAGCAGCGCAACCUUGAGUCCACGGAACCUCCGCCAGCUGCCAGCUCCUGGAGAGCGAGAGCCCAGUGUAUGGAUGGCCCCAGGUCCUGUCCCCAAAACUCUGUUCUUUACCUUGCCAGACAUUGGCGAAGAAUGGACCUCGGACAGCGACUCCCAGGAUGACCCAGAAGGAAGGGGGCUUUCGGCAGGACUCAGGAAGCACAGCUCUGAAAAGAGCAAAGAUCCUUUACCUACGAAUUUUACGAAAAACGUGCAGAAAGCCAUUGAUAAAUUCUCCAGUGAGUCCCCCUCAUCCUUUUCAUCCAGCGGGAGCAGCACGCCCACGGAGACCCACAAUUCCUGGCUGGGCUCUUCCGCACAUAGCUCCACCACGGGAUUGUCUACGGAGAGGAGCUCGGUUUCUUCCUGGAGAGAUGAUGAAUUUGACAAAGUCAACGCACAGAAGGUCCAGCAGCUGUUCUGGGAGGUUGAGGAACUGCUAUUUGAAGGGAAAGUGAAUCCCCAGACCCAGAAUCUGCAGGCUGAAUGUGAUGAGUGGGGAAGGAGAUCCCUCCAUCUCAGGGUAUUAGGAAGACAACUCAUCCCACCCACUGAUGAAGGUUUCCAACACUUCCAGGGGAGCCUGCCUAGUUCUGCUCGUCACAAACCUUUACCUCAUACCCCUGACCACAUUGGCAGUAUCAGAGAGCUGUGUAUCUCUGGCUCUCAGAUAGUCCCAGAGGUACUCUCAGCAUCUGCCCUGACAGACUCUGAUGGCACAGAACUGGCUGAGCUCCCAUCAUGUUCAUCCUUGAAAGAAGAGGUGUACCAUGUGGAUGGAAACAUUGAGGAAUAUUUUGCUUUUGAUGGAAAGCAGGAUGGGAGUGAGCAUCUUGAACAAAACCCAACACUGCGUGGCAGGAAGAGUCAUCGCCAUGGGCUUCCUCCCAUUUCCCCUGAUGACUGUAUCAGAGAUGCCGUGGCUGCAGAAGUGUUUGAUGAUGUUUGGACCAAUAUGGUAGAAAUACUGGAAGAUCUCGUUAGGAAAACCUGGGAAUCUGCAUUCACAGAUGGGAAAAACCAUAAGGAAAAACUGAAAGUAGCUGAGAACAGAUCUCCACACGUGUUCAUGGCUCAUCUCAGCACAGACGUUUGCAGUGUCCCCCCAUCCCGAAGCUCUGACACUCUCCAGCCAUCCUUGGUCCCCCACUUUAACCCACCCCAGUUUCCUCAGCUCCAUCGCUUCUCCAACAACUUCUGCUGUGACUUGAGUGGUGUGAUGACCGUCCAGGCCAAGCCGCUUCAGCAGAGGCCUACUCACUCUGCAGAUAGAACACAAUAUGAGCAAGACGACAAACUGCCUGGAGGAGGGGUAGGAGCACCUUCCCGUUACCGACUCGGCCGAAUUCUAGACACCCGGGGACCACAGACUUCUGCCAAGAAGACACCAGUGCAUAGGAGACUGCCUUCAAUUGCUUCAGACUCACAGAGGCUGAAAACCCCCACUGUCUACAGUGAUGAAAUUCUGAGAGGAACCAAACUGCAAACUGGCAUUGACCACCUGCCUUCCCCAGCAGCCGUCCAAACCUCCCGGAGCCGGUUACCCCCAAUAGGCUCUGAGACUGGGGAGCAGAACACAGCAGCCCCCGGAUCCCGCCCUGUUUCUUACAGGGGAAGGCACCCACAAAACCGUGUGUUCAGCGCAAUUCCUGACAGCAUGGAACGGUCACCCCUUCGAGAAAGGACCAUUGUCCUGGAACAGCUUUCGAGGCCCAGCACAACACAUACAUUCCGGUCAGACACACCGAGAAAAGGCUCCCUGACACCCGUGGAGUUUGUUGCUCACUCUUGGAUGGGUCAAAGCAUUUUGACAGGUUCACAGUAUCUGCCUAAAUCUUAUCAGAGGGCAACCCUGACUGCAAGAAAGAGGUUCCAAGUGGCCUCAUGAUGUUACCGCUCCAGAAUUACGGACUUGCUAGAAGCUCUGAAGCCUUGGCCACACCAUUUGUAACUCGAAAAGCAGAGGAACAAGUAUUACCUGGUGUAUAUAUUCAUCUCUCUGGCAUCAGGAGACUAUAGCACACCUGAGAGGAUCACAGGAAAAUAAGUAACUUAGUUUUGAAGACUUGUAAAGCAUUGUAAAGAAAAUAAAAGUUGAACUCCCUAAGCCUUAUGGGAAGCAGGCCUGAAGCUCCGUGGGCUCUUGUGCUUUGCCUAAAAGAACCUAAUAUGCCCUUAACAUCUUUAUAAUUAGUUUUUGCACACAGAUGAUAUGAGUACAUUCCCUAAGAAGACACCAUUUUUGACUCUAUAUACCUUCAUGUACAUUUCUGUCUUACUCUUUUAAUGAUUCAUUCCAUCAAAACUAAAUAGCAGUCACAUUUGAGACAAUUUGUCCAUUUGAAAAAAUGAUUCUGGUUCUUCUAUUCAUUGUGCUGACUUUAAAAUAAUUGCUGCAUAUACAAUGUAUAAAGGGAUGGGUUUCAUAAUGGCAAGAUUUCACAUGCCUUUGUUAUACAGACUGAUUAGUUGUGAAUAUCUGAGAAAUGUAUUGUAAGCCAAUUGUGUUAAAAUGCAAUGGUAAACUAGUUUUUGUUGUCCAAUUUAGACUGUAUAUCUAAAAGUAUCCCACAUUUAAAGAUGAAUAUAAGCAUAAUUAAAGUCCACUGCAUACAGUUCCAACAUCGACACUUAGGUUAACAUGUUUGACAACUGGACAGAAGAAAUGGUAACACCAGGAUCCUUACUUACAUCUUCCCAACCUACCUCUGCUCUGAUUCUGAAGUAACUUCUUUGAUACAGUCUGUCUGAGCCCUGUUGAAGGCAGUAGUUCCUUCUACUGUCUGCCCUUUCCUACUCUGGAUUCUUCCAACCAUAUGUCCAACCUGACUCCUACAGCCAGCGGAGUUGAAGAAGACAAAUAAGUUGGAGGCCAGACCCCUUUUUGGUACUUACUCCUGAUUGGCUCUCAUACACAAGCAUCUCAAAUCAGCAUACUUUCCCCUUUUUAUCAGCUAAUUAUACUACAUCAGUGUGAACCUUAUUAAUCUAAAGUGAAAUUUUACUACAUACGUGUAUGUGUAUGCAUAUAGCAUUUAAACAUGUGAUAAAUUG
This is a messenger RNA of Grammomys surdaster, 3524 nucleotides long. RefSeq names its product family with sequence similarity 149 member A (gene Fam149a). Bases 1 to 2358 code for a protein of 785 amino acids. The record is from RefSeq and is a predicted model, not a curated record. Lineage: Eukaryota; Metazoa; Chordata; Mammalia; Rodentia; Muridae. The transcript has 14 exons.